Monascus purpureus is the source of this 1044-nucleotide messenger RNA. The record is from the annotation of a GenBank genome assembly. NCBI's taxonomy places the organism in Eukaryota, Fungi, Ascomycota, Eurotiomycetes, Eurotiales, Aspergillaceae.
AUGACCCAGCCUGCCCUGGACCAGCUCCGCCACCAAUUUCUCCUGCCGGCCCACCUUCCCCUGGUCAUCCGUGGUGAUAUCAACCGCCCUGACAUUCACUAUCUGGUCCAAGCACACCCCCCUAGGCUCUCUGGCGCCCGCCGCUUCCAAUAUCUUUUGAACCUGAUCCGUGAUGCACGCCAGGCUGGGCAGAUCCCCCCUAGGGGUCAGGUGAUCAUCUACCUUCCCUAUAAGGGCAUGGUGGAGGAGUUCCAUCAGGCCUAUCCCCAGGAGACAGCCUAUUUCCAUGCCGGGCUGCCAGAGGAAGAAAAGAAAAGGGAGGUGGAGAGCUUUGACCAUGGGCAGAAGCUGGUGCUCCUUGGGACAGCUGCCAUCGGGGAAGGAUAUGACUUUGCUCAUACUGCCAUGGUCAUUCACUGGGGGACCAGAUGGGGCAUCAGCCAGUUCCUUCAAGCUACAGGGCGUGCGGCGCGGGGUGCUGGGGAGAUUGGCUGGUCAUAUGCCAUCAUCCCCCCCCUUGAGCCUGGGCAAUUCCCAGAACCAGCAGAUCUCGAAGAACAGCUCUUCCACGAGUAUCUCCAACAACGGGUGUGCCGGCGGUCCCUGAUCAAUCGGGAGUUUAAUGGUAGGGUCAGCCAGGGGUGUUUUCAGCAUGAGAAGGCCUGUGACCUCUGUCAGGUCAGGCAGGAGGAGCUUCACAUGGUCUCUGCUAGGGCUAGGGAGGCCCUUGGGGAUGGGGAAGGCCUCAGGCUGAAGCUGAAGGCAUACAUUAAGUUUUUUGAGUAUGGUAUCUGCCUCUAUUGCUUUCUGAUGACCCAAAUAAACCCAUCCCAGCCAGGAAUGGAUUAUCAUCACCAUCAUCAGCAAUGUACUCAUGCCCAAUCUCUAAUUUCCAGCUUCAACAAGCAUCGCCACCAGUUCCACUUUGAGCCUCAUGGGGAUGCUUUCUCUGCCUACUUCCUACCAGAGCCUGUGGAAAUAGCACUAGAGAUGGAGAUCAAUGCUUUUUUCCCCUGGAGUUCUUCUUGUCUAGGUUUAUACUGA